ACUGUGGCAUAUAAAUAUUAUAAACCCUUAACAGGAACAGUGUGUUCUCCCGUCCCUGUAAGUCUGUAACCUGCACUUCUCUCAUUUCUCCCUAUAUAUAUACCUGAACGACUUUUCUUCUUCAGUAUCUAUCUUUUGGUAAACCAAUAACCAUGCUUCUAAGGAGCUCUUCAACACCAAUCUUGAACUCAUGGCUCUCUCACUCCAAAGACACCCAACCAGAGCCAGAGCCACUUCUUAAUCUUCCUAGAACCAGGUCAGUCAACUUAUCAUCUUCUCUCCACUCCCCCACUUUUGACCCAACAAGGAAACCAUCCCAGUUCCUAGUUGAAUCAGACAUCCAAACCUCUCCAGUUAAGCCCCAAAAGAAAACCCCCAUACCACAAAUCAAGACAAAGAAAUCCAAAACCAGAGCCAAAAGUAUGGAACAAGAAGAACUAAAACCCAUUACCAUAUCAUCUUCAUCUUCUUCUUCAACCCAGAGGCUGUUUUCAAGCUCUGGAUUGGAUGGGAAACUCGUGGAUGACGAAGCUUGUGGUGCAGGGAAGGAAGAGAGUGCGCUGCAGACACUGACGGUGGGUGGUGUGGGAAAUAAUGGCGGUAAGAUCUGUGGUGGUGGUGGAGGGAGGAAAGGAUCGGACGGUGGAGACGAGUCUGGUUUCUCUGAGAGUAACAAUAAUCGUGGGAUUGAUAGUACCGAUGCUUAUUACCGGACAAUGAUCCAAGCAGACCCGAGCAAUCCACUCUUACUCAGCAACUAUGCAAAGUUUCUAAAAGAGGUUCGAGGAGACUAUGGUAAAGCUGAGGAGUACUGUGAGAGAGCAAUUUUGGCUAGUCCGAGUGAUGCUGAUGUUUUAUCAACAUAUGCUGAUCUGAUAUGGAACACACAGAAGGAUGCUCAACGAGCUGAGAAUUAUUUUGACCAAGCUGUUAAAGCUUCCCCAGAUGAUAGUUAUGUCCUGGCUUCAUAUGCUCGAUUCCUGUGGGAUGCUGAAGAAGAUGAAGAAGAAGAUGAAGGAAAUGAAAGAGUUCAACAUGGAACUGAUCAAAGCCACACAUCUUCAUCCAAUUUCUACCAUGGAGCUCAUCAGCAUUCUCCUUUAACUGCAGCUUCUUAAAUGACUCUUCAUCCGAGAUAUUUAACAUAUUAGCUGUGACUUGUAAAAUAGUUGAAAUAACAUAUUAGCUGAUGUAUGAUAUCAACCUUUCGUAUCUUGUUCCUUUCUUACGGUCUUACCUACAUAUAUAUAGAUGCAUAUGUUGUCUGUGUUGCUUAUCUUGUUAACUGUAACUUUCUCAUAAUAAGCUUCAUCCAGAAUAAGAAAACGCCUGGGCAGACACUUUGGACGUCCUUCUGC
This is a messenger RNA of Fragaria vesca subsp. vesca, 1358 nucleotides long. RefSeq lists its product as uncharacterized. Bases 153 to 1118 code for a protein of 321 amino acids. Lineage: Eukaryota; Viridiplantae; Streptophyta; Magnoliopsida; Rosales; Rosaceae. Gene Ontology annotation, molecular function: protein binding. The record is from RefSeq and is a predicted model, not a curated record. Gene Ontology annotation, biological process: RNA processing. The transcript is spliced from 3 exons.